Messenger RNA from Cornus florida, 735 nucleotides. RefSeq names its product transcription factor HEC3-like. The transcript has a single exon. Gene Ontology annotation, molecular function: DNA-binding transcription factor activity; protein dimerization activity. The record is from RefSeq and is a predicted model, not a curated record. Gene Ontology annotation, biological process: regulation of DNA-templated transcription. Lineage: Eukaryota; Viridiplantae; Streptophyta; Magnoliopsida; Cornales; Cornaceae. The coding region runs from base 1 to 735 and encodes 244 amino acids.
AUGGAUUUCAACCACAAUAAGCUGAUCACAAACACAGCUGCCAAUUGGGAAUUAGGCCUAGCCAUGGAAGACCAAAUCCUCCAUGAUCAUCAUCAACUUCCCUCUGAUAUUGCUCUCUGGCCAAACUAUCAUCAUCCCCUCCCAACUCAUCAUCAUCAUCACCAUCAACUCCCAUCAAUAUCUAAUUCCACCACCCCAAUACCCAACUCAACCCUCUUUGACAACCCCAUUCUCGAAGAUCACCAAUUUGAAGAUGAAGACGAUGACAAAGAAGAAGGGCUCGGCGCCAUGAAAGAGAUGAUGUACAAGAUCGCCGCGAUGCAACCAGUAGACAUCGAUCCAUCAACAAUCCGAAAACCCAAAAGGCGAAAUGUAAAGAUCAGUGAUGACCCCCAAAGUGUGGCAGCAAGGCUCCGCCGCGAGAGGAUAAGCGAAAAGAUGAGAGUUCUGCAGAGACUUGUUCCCGGUGGCACCAAAAUGGACACUGCGUCUAUGCUGGACGAAGCCAUCUGCUAUGUCAAGUUCUUGAAGAGACAAAUCCGCCAACUCCAAUCCAAUCCUAUCCACAACCCACCAUGCAUUGAUGGAGUUCCGGCCACCGCCGCCCACCUCACCGCCAGGGAGUGGCAGCUACUUGCAUCUGCCUCCUCCUCCUCGGAACCGCCUCUGACCGGACACGAAUACGCCGCCUUUGGGUGCACCGGGGACUCGGAUUCUAUGUGCUUCAAUUUAUGA